AUGCUUCUUACCCACGUUGAAGAGGCCUUGCGGCCUCAGACCCAACCUCGUAUUGACGAUAUCGCCCUCCACACUUGCGGACCCCAGCAAGCUGUUCUCCCUCGAGAGGCCUCUUCCCUGACCGACGAUUUUACCCCCGCUCAUGUUCCCUUCCAGUGUUUUCAGAAUAUCCUGCAGCGCUUUACUGGAACCCUCUACAAUGACACCUCCAUUAGAGUUCUUCCAGCUUCUCGCAAUCUCCUCCAGCACCUUUUCCGCCAGACCCUCCUCGCGCCAUCCCGAACCGCAUUGCCGCCCGAUGAACGAGGCCAGCUCCUGCAGAGCGGUGGAGUUGAGGGUUAA
Clonostachys byssicola is the source of this 342-nucleotide messenger RNA. NCBI's taxonomy places the organism in Eukaryota, Fungi, Ascomycota, Sordariomycetes, Hypocreales, Bionectriaceae. The record is from the annotation of a GenBank genome assembly.